Molecule: messenger RNA, 3445 nt
Organism: Drosophila sulfurigaster albostrigata
Lineage: Eukaryota; Metazoa; Arthropoda; Insecta; Diptera; Drosophilidae
Gene: trbd
Product: ubiquitin thioesterase trabid
Biological process (GO): protein K29-linked deubiquitination; protein deubiquitination involved in ubiquitin-dependent protein catabolic process; cell migration
Cellular component (GO): cytoplasm; nucleus
Molecular function (GO): K63-linked polyubiquitin modification-dependent protein binding; cysteine-type deubiquitinase activity
Source: RefSeq, a predicted model, not a curated record
AUAAAAAAACGAAAAAAUUCGACGUUUUAUUAAUAUGUAACAUAACAGCUACGCUACGACGUUUAAAUAAAAUUCAAAAUUUCCAAAUUGUGCAGUGCGCGAGUGCUUGCAAAACACACAAAGACUGCGUGCUGUGCUGAGCCAGUCUCUCUCCAGCACCACGGUUGGCCGUCCAAGUCGAACGGGAGCAAGGAAAGAGUGAAGCAGCAGCAGCAGAAGAACCAAGUCCGAUAAGCUAAAGAACCGAGCUGUGUUGUCGCGCAAAAGAUGUGCGAUACAAGCGACAAGGCGCAGAAAUGGAAAUGUGAAACUUGCACCUAUGAGAACUAUCCAUCCUCACUGAAAUGCACUAUGUGCCAGGCGUCCAAGCCGCUGCUGAACGAGGAUAUCUUUCGUCUCAGUCCAGCAUUAGCAGCACCAGCAACAACAAUUCAAGACAGCGGCAGCUACAGCGCAGAGGAGGCGGCAGCUGGUCUGCCCGUGGAGCCAACAUCAACGUGCUUUGCUCGUCAGCAGCAACCACAUCAGCAACAACCCCAACAGCAGCAGCAACAGGCGCGUCAGAGCAAUGUAGCUGACAGCGAGAAAUGGGCCUGCAAGGUCUGCACCUAUUUGAAUUGGCCACGCAGCCUGCGUUGUGUUCAGUGCUGCACGAAGCGCGGCGGCGCCGCCAUGGACACAUAUGCAACCACGGCCAGCGAUAAAGACGCCAUCGAUUGUGUGGAUCGUGCUGGCGAAGCGCUGCAAGCACUGCGCAUCAGUGGGUCUGACACUGAACUUAAUGCACGUGGCGGCGUGGAUGCCGCAGAGAGUGGCAGGCAACUAAUUGGGGCAACUGCCUCGAAUUCAAAUCGACGCAACCUCAGUCCGAGCAUUGAUCAUCAGCAAAUCUGCAGCAACUCCACGCAUCUCAAUAAUCUAGCAAACACAUCUCAAAGCCAGCCGCAACAACAACAGCAACAGUUGACAAAUCAGCAACAGCAGCAGCAACAUCAACAACAACAGCAGCAGCAGAAUUCCUCAUCGUCCGCCGGACUGCAGAAGCAUUGCUUUAUCGCCAAAUGGGCCUGCAACUCGUGCACAUAUGAGAACUGGCCCAAGAGCUUGAAGUGCUCGAUGUGCGGUAAGACGCGAGAGAUUUGCGGUUCUGGAUCACAGGGGGAUUUGCAUGCUUGCGCCAGCAUGUCGGGCAGCAAUAAGCAGUUGAACCUGCAGGAUGAACAGCAGCAGCAACAACAACAGAACACAGACACUGUCAGUGUCAACAACUCCUUCAAUAAAAAGCAUAUUUACCAACUAGGUUCUUCGGAAACCAUUAACAACUGUGAUACGCUGCAGGAACGCCAGGAGCGUCGUCAGCGUCAGAUCAGGCGGCAGGUCGACUGGCAGUGGUUGAACGCUUGCCUGGGAGUCGUCGAGAACAACUACAGUGCCGUCGAGGCGUAUCUGUCAUGUGGCGGCAAUCCGGCGCGAUCAUUGACCAGCAACGAGAUUGCCGCCUUGAAUCGCAACUCGGCCUUCGAUGUGGGCCACACUCUCAUCCAUUUGGCAAUACGCUUUCAUCGGGAAGAGAUGUUACCCAUGCUGCUCGCACAGAUCUCUGGCUCUGGGCCGGGUAUAAAGCGUGUUCCGUCGUAUGUUGCUCCCGAUUUGGCAGCAGAUAUACGUCGACAUUUUUCCAAUACACUGCGCAUUCGUAAAUCCGGCCUCCCAUGUCACUAUGUGCAGAAACAUGCCACAUUUGCGCUGCCCUCGGAGAUCGAGGAGUUGCCCAUACCCAUACAAGAACAGUUGUACGAUGAGCUGUUGGAUCGUGAUGCACAGAAGCAGCUGGAAAUGCCACCGCCGGCUCUAAACUGGUCGCUGGAGAUAACAGCACGUCUGAGCUCACGUUUGCUGGUGCUAUGGAAUCGCAGUGCUGGUGAUUGUCUGCUGGAUUCAGCUAUGCAAGCCACUUGGGGCGUUUUCGAUCGCGACAACAUCUUGAGACGUGCACUCGCCGACACUCUGCAUCAGUGCGGACAUGUUUUCUUUGCGCGUUGGAAGGAAUAUGAAAUGCUGCAGGCGUCCAUGUUACACUUUACCCUGGAGGAUUCGCAGUGGGAGGAGGACUGGAGCACCUUGCUAUCGCUAGCAAGUCAGCCGGGUUCCUCUUUGGAGCAAUUGCACAUUUUUGCUCUCGCCCACAUCCUGCGACGUCCGAUAAUUGUGUAUGGCGUCAAGUACGUAAAGAGUUUUCGAGGCGAGGACAUUGGCUAUGCCCGAUUUGAAGGCGUCUAUCUACCUUUAUUCUGGGAACAAAACUUUUGUACCAAAUCACCCAUUGCACUAGGCUACACUAGGGGCCACUUUAGUGCUCUGGUGCCCAUGGAGCCAUUCUCACGCAUUGAUGGGCGUCGGGAUGAUGCCGAGGACGUUACCUAUUUGCCACUAAUGGACUGUGAGCUGAAACUCUUGCCCAUCCACUUUCUGUCUCAGUCCGAGGUGGGCAACGAGGAGACGAUGAUGAGGCAGUGGUUGGAUGUCUGUGUAACCGAUGGCGGUCUGCUGGUGGCCCAGCAAAAGCUGUCCAAGCGACCACUUCUCGUGGCACAAAUGCUGGAGGAGUGGCUGAAUCAUUAUAGACGCAUUGCACAAGUGAUAACAGCACCAUUUGUACGUCGACCACAUAUUACCCAUUAUUCGAGUGAUGGUGACUCUGAUGAGGAAUAGCACACAAAAUACACAGGUCAAAGGUCUUCUUAAUGCAAGUUCGUUUGAUCGAUCAAUGGAUAAUUGAAUUGGUUAUGAAGGUUAUUAUAUUAUUCAAAUUUAUUCUUAAUUUUUGGUAGCAGGCAACGGUUGAAAACGGUUGAUUUAAAUGCGAUGAUAGCAGCUCCUAUGCACAUGCAAUUAGCUAAUGGAAUCUAUAGAGAAAAAGCAAAAAAACGUAUAUAUAGAUACAUAUAUGUACACAUAUACAGCAAUUAUUAAGUUGUAGUUGCAGGCAAAACUGUGAAGGUUAUGCGAAAAAAGUACUAAAAUACAUAAAUUGAUAUACAUACACACACAAUAAUAUUUCAUAUCCGUUUCCACACACACACACAUACACAUACACAAUAAUGUUAGUGGAUUUUAGUCAAAUUUGUUCGCCGUGGGUCAACGAGAGUCAUUGUCAAAACAUUAUGAAAUCAUAAUUCAAUAUUAUACAGUAGUAGAUUAAAUUUGAGAAACAAUCUUUUUUAAGUCAACACAAUGCUUGGCCGAAUCGCGAAUUCAAAUUGAGAAGAAAAAACAGCAAAAAAAAUUCAAAACAUAUACAUAUAUAUCCAGAUAUAUGUAUGUAUAUAUAUGUAUGAUCCUUAUAUAUAUUUAUCUAAGUAUGUAUGUACUUUUAAACUACGCAAAAAAUCUCGAUGUACUAUUAAAUUUUAACUUGUGAAAAAGCACCAUGGGGUGAAUUGAA